GCAAUGGCUUUGCAACUAAGGUUGUCACAAAGCAAUUGUCAAAAUAUUACAAAACGUCUCCGUCGUUCUCAAAAAAAAGUUGAACAAUUGCAAGAACAAUUACAAGAAAAUUCUGAUUGUUUUGAUAAUUCUGACGAUGAUUCUGAUGCUGAUGAAAUUGAAUUUGAUGAAGAAUCACAAACGGCUACUAAUGAUUUUGUUCAAAAGCUGAUUCAAAAAGGAAAGUUGGGAUCAACCAUAUUUAUUAACACUACAGAAUAUCUUAGCUUAGUAGUUGCUCAACCAUACUCGACUUGUAAUAAUUGUAAGAUCGAUAAGUGGAAAUAUAAAAUCAAAACCAGUGAACUUUCAGUUAAAGUUAACACUAUAUGUAAGCAAUGUCAUACUGUUACUAUAUUUACAAAUGAAUCUACCGAAAUAAAUUUUUUGAGAGUUGUUGCAGGAGCUGGACUUUUAGGAGGUAUUAAUCGUGAAGAAUGGAGAAAUAUUGGUAAAAGGCAAUAUUUUGAAUAUCAAGAUAUUAUGCUUAAAGAUAUUGUGCAAGCGGUACAUCAAAGUGCAGAUGAGGCUUUAACAGCAGCAUUAAAUUUUAUAAAAAAACAGCCAGAAAAAAAGGAAGGAUAUAUUUUGGAAGGCAGUUUUGAUUGUGCAUGGAGCCAUGUACAUGAAGCUUCACAAGCAAGUGCUUCUAAUUCUAGAUGGAAAUCGUUAGAGCAACCAAUCAUUUCAUUUUAUAAUAAAUGCAUUUAUGAAGGUGUUAUUGCACAUCUUUUUGACAUUCAUAAUCAAUGUUGGCCAGAAGUAUCAUUUGAAUUGGUUUGUAAAGUAGCACAUUUGGCACCUUUUUCUGAACAAUAUUAUUUAAAUCUGUUACAAUUAUGCAAAGAUAAAGAGGAUAAAUGUGAAUAUAAUAUUGUAAAGAUUAAUCAAAGAAAUCAAGUACAUGCACAAAAAAUUUGCGAGCAAAAGAAAAAACUUGAAGGAUUUGACUUUGAUCAG
This is a messenger RNA of Funneliformis geosporum, 999 nucleotides long. Lineage: Eukaryota; Fungi; Glomeromycota; Glomeromycetes; Glomerales; Glomeraceae. The record is from the annotation of a GenBank genome assembly.